AUGUCCACUGCUGUAUCUUCAAUACGCACUUUUUCGAUCCUGGCUGUUGCGGUCUCACUCGCCGGCCUUGGUGGAGCCCACCCAUCUAAAGCUGCAAGAGACGCUCUGCCAAUUGUUGAUUUGGGGUAUGAGUUGCAUCAAGCGGCGUCUUUCAAUGCAACAGGGGGCUUCUACAACUUCUCAAACAUCCGCUACGCAGCACCACCCCUCGGCAACCUCCGCUUCACGGUCCCAAAACCCCCUGCCGUAGACCGUUCGAAGGUGCAAACAGGCAGCGUCGGCCGCGUCUGCCCUCAAGCAAGCCCCGCCUGGGAAGUCGUCGCCGCUGUAGCCGUCCCGGAGUACCUCGAAGGAAUUCCUUUCAAUACAUCUCAGACAUUCAACACGUCGGGUAGUGCCCCAACUAUCGACCCCCGUACUACCGAGGACUGCCUCUUUCUAGACGUCGUAGCUCCAAAGCACGUGUUUGAAGGCGCUGGCAAACGUGCUCAUGCUGCGGUGCUCGUUUGGAUCUUCGGGGGCGGGUACACGGCAGGGGAGAAGAGUGAUGCGCAAUACAACCCGUCUGGGCUCUUCAAGGCGAGCGAUGGUAUCGGUGAUGUAGUCUUUGUGUCUCUGAACUAUCGCCUCGGGGCUUUUGGAUGGUUGUCUGGGCCGAAGUUCCAGUCAGAAGGCGGCGUGACGAAUGCAGGCCUCUAUGAUCAGAGAUUGGCCCUGGAGUGGGUGCAAAAGAACAUCCACCUCUUUGGCGGCGAUAAGAACCGCGUGACGGUCAUGGGGGAGUCAGCGGGCGGGGGAAGCAUAAUGCACCAGAUUACCGCUUUCGGCGGCCAACGCGGCCCCGUCCCAUUCCAACAAGCGAUCCCCCAAUCCCCCGGCUUCUUCCCCACAACCUCCCUCUCCUUCCAAGACGCCACCUACGCCGCACUCCUCAACCUAACCAACACAACCUGCCUCGCCGAGCUGCGCGCCCUCCCCUCCGCGACCCUAAUCCGCGCCAACAUCCUCACCGUCGGCGCCGCCCCCUACGGCCUCUUCACCUACGGCCCCGCGGCCUCGGGCGCCUUCACGCCCGCCCUGCCCGGCGUCCUCCUCGCCUCGGGCCGCUUCCACCGCGCCGUGCGCCUCCUGACCGGCCACAACGCCGACGAGGGCCUGCUCUUCGCCUCGCCCUACGUCACCACGCAGGCCGCCUACGAGGCCCUGCUGCGCAGCCACUUCGCCGACAUCACGCCCGCCGCCGUCGCGUACGUCGCGGACGUGCUCUACCCGCCCGUCUUCGACGGCAGCCACGGGUACAGAGACGAGACGGCCCGCGUGGCGCUCGCCGAGGCGGAGAGCUCGUUCACGUGCAAUAACGUGUAUCUGGCGCAUGCGUUUGGGAAUCGCAGCUAUGCGUAUGAGUUCACGACGCCGCCGAGCAUCCAUGGGCAGGAUGUGCCGUAUACGUUCUGGAACGGGGGGGUGGCGGAGGGGGUGGUGAAUGGGACGGUGGCGCGGGCGUUGCAGGAGACGGUGGUGAGUUUUGUGGUGGAGGGGCGGCCGAGGGGGGUGGGGGUGUAUGGGGCUGAGAGUGAGGUGUUGAGGAUAGGGAGUGCGAGGGUUGGGGUGGGGAGGGAUGAUGUGGAUGCGGCGAGGUGUGGGUGGUGGCAGAGGGGGGCGUGGAGAGAUGGGUGA
Mytilinidion resinicola is the source of this 1677-nucleotide messenger RNA. Its product is annotated as carboxylesterase family protein-like protein. The coding region runs from base 1 to 1677 and encodes 558 amino acids. The record is from RefSeq and is a predicted model, not a curated record. The transcript has 3 exons. NCBI's taxonomy places the organism in Eukaryota, Fungi, Ascomycota, Dothideomycetes, Mytilinidiales, Mytilinidiaceae.